UUUUACUGAAAGUAUAUGUGCUAGCUUUGGUUUAAGACGUUAUUUACAGUUAAAACAGAUCGGUUUUACCGGUGUUCGGCGUGUUUUCGAGUGUUUUUUCGAGGUUGUUAGCCGAUUAGCUCUUUAAAGAUGGCUGAUCCGUGGAAUCGAGGACAUGGUGCUGUGGAUGACAUGCUGGACGCUGAAAACAGGCUAAUGGCUGAAAAUCUGGCCAGUAAAGUCUCUAGACUUAAAUCUCUGGCGUAUGACAUUGACAAAGAUGCUGAAGAACAGAAUAGCUACUUGGAUGGCAUGGACUCUAAUUUCCUCAGCGCAACUGGCCUGCUUACUGGAAGCGUGAAGAGGUUUUCCACAAUGGUACGAUCUGGCCGAGACAACAGAAAGAUCUUGUGUUACGUGUCUGCCGGUUCGGUUGUGGCCUUCUUCCUGCUGUAUUAUCUAGUGACACGGAUCCAGAACUAAUGGCUCAUUUGCUAAGAUUUUAGAACCGGUUUCUCAGUUCUAUGAGAAUUUUUUGGAUGCUCUGUUUGAUUCUUUUAUGAGGUGAUUUCAGAAAAGUGUUCAGCAAAUGACUUCCCAUCCAUAUAAAAGAGGAACGACUGCAGUUUGAGGAUGAUUGAUCACAUUAAACUUUAUUUGAGCAAGAGCUUUGUUUACGCUAUCAGAAUUAGUCUAUUCUGUGUAUAUUUUUAUUCAUAAUCGAAAGUAACAUGCCAUGGACCAAUAGUUGCUGUUUUAUUUCAAAUUAAUUAAAAAAAUUUUUACAUUACCAUGCUUUAUAUUUUUAUCGUUGUAGAUUAUGAAAGAAAAUGUAACUAAACGAAUACUAUUUUGAUAAUUAUGUACAUUAAAAUGAUUUUAAAUGUAAA
Molecule: messenger RNA, 869 nt
Organism: Carassius gibelio (silver crucian carp)
Lineage: Eukaryota; Metazoa; Chordata; Actinopteri; Cypriniformes; Cyprinidae
Product: BET1-like protein
Exons: 4
Coding region: 130-462 (110 amino acids)
Biological process (GO): retrograde transport, endosome to Golgi; regulation of retrograde vesicle-mediated transport, Golgi to ER
Cellular component (GO): SNARE complex; Golgi trans cisterna
Molecular function (GO): SNAP receptor activity
Source: RefSeq, a predicted model, not a curated record